This is a messenger RNA of Zootermopsis nevadensis, 2356 nucleotides long. The record is from RefSeq and is a predicted model, not a curated record. Lineage: Eukaryota; Metazoa; Arthropoda; Insecta; Blattodea; Termopsidae.
UCAGGUUAAGUUGGCUUUGUUUAGUGUAGAUAGGGAGGAGCACUGCUUGAACUUUCCAUAAAUUUAGUUAUCUGGGUUAAAAUCACUAUAUUUUUGCCUCGUCUACUGAAUACGGCACAAAUUUACAUAACAAUAUUAAUAUUUACUUUAGCAAAAUUAGAGUGCUUGGAAAUGAUAGACCAAAUUAAACUGCUGCUCUGCAGUUCUUUAAGAACCUCUGCCACCUCUUUAUAUUGAGCUUUUUUAUAAGAAACUUUAAUGGGGUGGAAUCAUUAGCACAAUGUCCAGCCCUCAACUUGGGGGACUGGUGGAUUAUAUUUAGUCCGACUCCUGUCCUUUGGCUUGGGUGACCCUACUGGCAGGUUAUACUCCACCAGCAUAGCUCUCAGGAUAAUAAGAUCUUCCAGGCCUUCCUACUUGCAACAUGUAUUUUGUCAAGGUGGUAGUUCUUGGGGGAUAAAUUAAAAUUAAUACAAUGAAUUAUGAUGGGUCAACUAAAAGGAAAUGGAAUUACAAGAAAAACAAAAAUAUUACAAAUAUCAUAUUUAGUAAAGUGUGCCUAUUGUAUGGCAUGAUUUUAAUAAUGAAUAUCAGGAACCAAUACAGUAUAAUUAAAGUUAUCACUAAUUUACUCUCAACUGAAUAGUAUGAUUUUUUGAAAUGUGGGUGUGACAUUUGGUUUCUGUUUCUGGGUGGAGAGAGAAUUUGAAAAGAAUGUAUGUAGAAAGAUAAUUUGACUGAAGAGAGAUGAAAGUAGAGACUAGUGACAGUUGCAAUGUAACUUCAUAAUUAUUAUGCUGAACCCAAUUUUGCAAAGAUAAUGAAAUGGCCAAAGCCUAUAGCAAACUUCAGGGAAAUGAGAAAUGCAUAUAAAUUUUGGUCUCUGUUGACCUUAUGGGUCCCUUUGGUUCCUGAAAGGAAGAACUGAGUGUCUUAUUCCAGUCACUGUUAGAACCGCAUGCAUCCCUAAGUGUCAUGUUGCCUGCGCGACAUAGGAGCAUGGUUUUGAUGAAGAAGAUCACCAGGGGAACACACAGAAAAGUGAAUUAUGUGUCAAAGCUUUUUCAGCCUCAGAAUGUUGUUCCAAAAGACAACAAGGUGAAGAAUGAAGACUGUCUUUCAAAGAGCCAGAAGCUGAUGCUAGAUUUGGGUGUGAUUCGUCAGGCAAGCGCUGGGGCAUUCCACAUGCUUCCACUCAGUGAACGUUCCUUGCAAAAGUUGAUAAGCAUUGUAGAUGAUGAAAUGAGUAAGAUCGAUGCACAGAAACUGAUGCUGCCCCUUCUGACCCCUGGAGAGCUAUGGAAAACUACAGGUCGCUGGGAAGAUGUGGGGGAAGAGCUCUUUACAUUGAAGGACCGCCAUGACAAGGAGUUUGUGCUUAGUCCAACACAUGAAGAAGCAGUGACAGAUCUAAUAGCAUCAGUACCACAGCUGUCCUACCGACAAUUUCCCCUGCGUCUUUACCAAGUGUCCAACAAGUUUCGGGAUGAGAUGAGACCAAGAUUUGGGCUACUUCGUGGAAAGGAGUUUAUAAUGAAGGAUCUGUAUACUUUUGAUGUGUCUCAGGAAGCAGCCAGUGAGACUUACAAGGCAGUGAGUGAAGCUUAUGAGAACAUAUUCAGGAGAAUAGGUAUUCGAUAUCUCAGAGUUUCAGCUGCCGCUGGGAUCAUGGGCGGGUCCAUCUCCCAUGAGUAUCACUUCCUAGCCACUACUGGAGAAACACAGCUACUUACCUGUGAAUCUUGUGGUUACGGGACCAGUGCAGAGAAUAGUGUCACACAUGACUGUCCAGCAUGUGGUCACAGCUUUCUACAGUGCAGACCUGGAAUUGAGGUUGGCCACACCUUCCUCCUUGGAACAAAGUACUCACUGCCCCUGAAGGCCAAGUUUACAACAGCAACAGGAAAAUCAGACUUCCUGCAGAUGGGAAGCUAUGGCCUGGGUAUGACACGCAUUCUAGCUGCUAGUGUUGAGGUGCUCUCCCUGCCAGAUCAAAUAAGGUGGCCCAUUGCUCUCGCCCCAUACACUGUGUGCAUCAUUCCACCAAAGGAAGGAAGUAAGGAAAGUGCAGUGGCUCACUUAGCAGAAGAACUCUACCACAAGCUGAACUCUGUAGACUGUUUCAGGGAUGAUUUAAUAAUCGACAACAGGUGCAAUAUGACUAUUGGCAAACGCCUGUUUGAGGCACAGAAAGUCGGUUAUCCAUUGAUUGUUGUGAUAGGCCGGAAGGCAUUGCAACCCACGCCUGAGUUGGAAGUUUAUCACACUCUGAUGGACAAGGAGACCAGCAUCAACAAGACUGACAUGAUUCCAUACUUGAAAGAAUGCCUUCUCAAUAAAUAGAAAGUGUUUGAUG